GCACGUACACACACGCAGACACACGCGCGGCUACACGUCUCCAGGACUUUAAUAACGGGACGUUCACAGCGUUAAUUAUUAUUGCGAUUCUUAAUUAUAAUUAGUGUUCAUUCAUUAUAAUUCGACUUCUGUAAGAGUAGUCGGGUUUUUUUGAGUUGUAAGAGCGGUUUUUUUUUUAUUCCAUCUUUUUUGUUGUUGUUGUUGUUGUUGUUGUUGUGCAUGCCUUUGAGACUCGUGAAGGCCAUGACGGAAACGGCGGCGACACCGGCGAAAGCCAGGAAGGCGAAAGCGGUGAAGAAGGCGACGUCGCACCCGAAGUACUCGGACAUGAUCGAGGCGGCGGUGCUCGCGGAUAAAAGUCGCGGCGGCGCCUCGCGGCAGUCCAUCCAGAAGUAUGUGAAGAGCCACUACAAAGUGGGAGACGCGGCCGACGUGCAGAUCAAACUGGCACUCAAGCGGCUCGUCGCCACGGGGUUCCUGCGCCACACCAAGGGCAUCGGAGCCUCGGGCUCGUUUAAGCUCGCCAAAGCCGAGGAACCUGCAAAGCAGCAGGCGCAGAAGAAGAAACCUGCGGCGGCACCAAAGAAGAAACCCAGCGCCGCUGUGAAAGCCAAGAAACCCGCUGCUGCCUCCAAGCCUAAGAAAGCGCCCAAACCUAAAAGGGUGGUUGCCAAAUCUCCAGGCAAGGCGAAGAAGACCAGAGCAGCAGCAGCAGCAGCAGCAGCCAGCAAGCCGAAAAGAAAGACUGCACCGGAGAAGAAGAAGACCACCAAGUCUCCAGUGAAGGUCAAGAAGGCGGUGAAGAAACCGAAAACGGCCACCAAGCCCAAGAAGGUGAAGACCGCAGCCAGGAAGACCAAAGGCAAGAGUCCGAGCAAGAGAGCGGCCAAGAAGAAGUGAUGUGGGAUGGAGAAAAGUUCUCCCCAUGACACGGACUUACACACACACACACACACACACAUGUGUAAAUAAACUGUUUUAGACAUUUUUGAGGCUUUUUCUUUCUUUAUUUUAUGAUGAUGAUCAUCUGUUGUACAAGGUCUGUUUUUUUUUUACACUUCCUGCAGUCACAUUAUUGCACUAUUCGAGUUAAAAGUUGCACUCAAAUACAAAAACCGGGAACAUCUGGAGCGUUCAGCGCGUAUACAGAUGUUUUUGUUUUCUUGACGCUGGAGCACCAGAUGAUGAUGAUGAUGAAGGAGGUGGAGGAGGUCACGUUCAUGUUAGUAAACCAUAUAAGAAACGUAGAAUUGAAGUGUAAUAACCUGCUCGGACACGUUUAUACUGUACAACGAAUAAAAAUCUUUUUCUUUUUAAAA
Messenger RNA from Silurus meridionalis, 1319 nucleotides. Its product is annotated as histone H1.0. Gene Ontology annotation, biological process: nucleosome assembly; chromosome condensation; negative regulation of DNA recombination. Bases 220 to 900 code for a protein of 226 amino acids. The record is from RefSeq and is a predicted model, not a curated record. NCBI's taxonomy places the organism in Eukaryota, Metazoa, Chordata, Actinopteri, Siluriformes, Siluridae. Gene Ontology annotation, cellular component: nucleosome; nucleus. The transcript has a single exon. Gene Ontology annotation, molecular function: nucleosomal DNA binding; double-stranded DNA binding; structural constituent of chromatin.